CGCUCCCGUGUUCCCUUAGCAACCAGUCCGCUGGUGCUAGUACAAGUCAGAGAGGCGAGGGCAAGGAUGUGUUUCCUCCGGAUGGAGACGCUGGCUAACUAUUGCUUUGGAACAUGUGGAACGAGGAAAACCUUUCCCGACUACAUUCCCUCAGACUUAAUGGGGAUCAAGUUUCUCCCGGGGAGGGGAGCUCCCCACAGAGGACCUGGCCUUUACAUGGCAGAAGAUAAAUAUAGCUUCGUGUACAACCUCUCUAAGAUCCCAACCAGUAAAAAAGGAUACGCUUUUGGAGCCAGAACAAGCCCGAGGUUUCAACCCAUCUACAAGGUUUCAUCGAUUUACCCAGGCAUGUACCAGAAGAUACAGGAUCCAGAAGAAAAACACAAGCAAUCUUUUGUUUCGUUUAACACCAUGGCGCCUCGGUUUAGGAGGAUGGAUUUAGGAGGGGACUUUCCUCCUGGCCCUGGCACAUACAAUGUAGAGAUGAAACCACCCAAAAAAGUUGCUUGGCCAAUGAAAUUUGGAUCUCCAGACUGGGCUCAGGUCCCGUGUCCACAGAAAAAAACCCUGAGAGCAGAGCUGACCACAGACAAAGACUUUAGAAAGCACCGGAACCGCGUGGCCUACCUAAGUUUGUAUUACAAUUGAGAGGUGGUGACUGCAUUCAUGGGCAUCCUUCUGGCCACGGAACUUCCAGGAUUGGGGACACUCACUUUUCUCUCGGUGUGCAUCACCAUGGCCCUAGUGUCUGCUAGCACAGGGUCUGGGAAGGGAGGGAUUUAUCUCUGCCGUGCAAGAGUAUUAAAGCCAGCUCAAGUUGUU
Echinops telfairi (small Madagascar hedgehog) is the source of this 822-nucleotide messenger RNA. RefSeq names its product primary cilia formation (gene CIMAP3). Gene Ontology annotation, biological process: regulation of cell projection organization. Gene Ontology annotation, molecular function: cytoskeletal protein binding. Lineage: Eukaryota; Metazoa; Chordata; Mammalia; Afrosoricida; Tenrecidae. The record is from RefSeq and is a predicted model, not a curated record. The transcript has 6 exons. Gene Ontology annotation, cellular component: ciliary basal body. Bases 67 to 648 code for a protein of 193 amino acids.